Punica granatum (pomegranate) is the source of this 927-nucleotide messenger RNA. Lineage: Eukaryota; Viridiplantae; Streptophyta; Magnoliopsida; Myrtales; Lythraceae. The record is from RefSeq and is a predicted model, not a curated record.
CUUUCAUUCACCGGCCAUUAACCUACUCCUCGUUAUAAAAGAAUUCUCUCACACCGGCGGAGAUCGGUAUGGAUCCGUCAUGGACCUAAACAGGUCAUUCCAAACGACCCGGCGGUUCAGAUCCUCAGGAUGCUCCCAACUCAUGGGCAAUCCCAAUAUGAUAGCUCCGGCAGCUCCACCGCCGCCUGUGAUGAGCUCUCCGAGGAUGACAUUUUCUGGAUGGACGAUUUGAUCUUGUCCAACCUCAGCCACACCAACGAUCGAUCCUCCCCUCGUUCCUUGUCCACCACACCCCUUCACAUCCAACGGAAGACCUUGUUGAUAAUUCUGUCCGAGAGCUUUGGCAUCCUCGGUGUACUCCGGGAGCACAGGGCUCGCUCCAACUUCGACCACAAGCGGGUACUCGAAGAAUCUGCCGCUUCCUCGUCAAGGACGAUCCCAAAGGAGUCGAAUGAACAGUCCAAUCCGACAGCAGGAAGGUAUCACCAAUCGAUGCCGGUGACCGUGCCGGUUUUGACUGCAGCAAUGAUCAAAAGGCAUCAUCACUGGGAGCUCGAUGAUGAUGAUGAUGAUGAUGAAGCCGAUGAUAGUAGGACCAUGGUGCCGCCUCACGAGAUGGUGGCAAAGAGCUUGGCACAAUCACAGAUGGCGGCAUUCUCGGUGCUCGAAGGAGCCAGGAGGACGCUCAAGGGUAGGGAUCUCCGACAGGUGCGGAACGCAGUGUUUCGACAGACCAGUUUUCUCGAUUGACCAAAUCCAACGCUAUAUUUAUAGUUUGCUAUCCGAUCUCCGUCUCCAGGAAGAGUUCAUCAUGAUAAGGCAGGCUAAUUCUUAUUAUUAUUAUUGGUCUUACUUUUGUAGAACCCUAAAAAUCGAAAUUCAUUUACAUUCUGAAUUUCAAUGACAAAAUUCAGAUUUGGCUUUUUA